Molecule: messenger RNA, 1002 nt
Organism: Entamoeba nuttalli P19
Lineage: Eukaryota; Evosea; Mastigamoebida; Endamoebidae
Product: protein kinase domain containing protein
Exons: 2
Coding region: 1-1002 (333 amino acids)
Biological process (GO): protein phosphorylation
Molecular function (GO): protein kinase activity; ATP binding
Source: RefSeq, a predicted model, not a curated record
AUGCAACACACUCAAAGUCAACCACCAAAACAAAAUUUAUUAUUUUUUCCAAGUUACAUUGAUGAAAAUAAGAAAGACCAAUCACUGAGAAACUCCUUACUUUCUUCAGAAGAGUACAAUACAAAAUAUUAUUUCUGUCCAAUUUCUAAAAUUUAUCGUACUCCUCCUAUUCCCUCUAAACGAAUAACUCAUUAUCAAAAACUAUUUGUUGAAGGAGUUCCUCCACCAACUGAUGAAUUAGAGAAGAGGUUUGUUGACAUGAAAUUGAUAGGAACCGGGAGCUACUGGAAUGUCUAUAAAUGUUACGACAAAAAAACUCAACAAAUUAAAGUUGUUAAAGUCUCCAUUCGAACAAACCAUUCAAUUAACUACAAAAAAGAAUGUAAUUCAAUGAAAAUACUUCAAAACAAAACUAUGUAUCUAGCAUUAAAUGAAGAAAUGUAUUAUGAUUCAAUAAAUUUUUAUGCUAUUAUGCCAAAGUUUGAAACAACAGUCUGGGACCUUUUAAUAAAGAAAGAAAUGAAUAACAAUGAGAUUGUUUUUACAAUGUGGUGUGUUCUUAUGGGAUUAAAAAUAAUGAAUAUUCAUGAUUUAGUUCAUCUUGACGUUAAAUUAGAAAAUUUAUUAAUUGAUAAGAAUGGGAUGGUAAAGUUAGGUGAUUUUGGUACAUCAACUAAAGUAGGAGAAGUUGUUGAUUCAGAUGAAUGUGGUGAAGGAAGAUAUUUAGCUCCGGAAGUGCUUCAAGGACACGCACUGUUUGAAAGUGAUGUUUAUAGCUUAGGUAUUUGUUUAUUUGAAAUGGUUAGUCGAAAAAUAUUCAAUCCAUUGAGUUUCAAGGCUGAGUUUGGUGAUAGGAGUUUACUUAAAUUCUUUAAGAAUGAGGCACUUCGAGAUAUGUUUCUUAAUUUUACUAGUUCUGUUCCAACUAAAAGAGGAACUCCAAGUUUAUUGGUCAAUUACACAAUAUUUGAAACUAAUGAAAUUAUGUCAAUUCAACUAUAA